AUGGCGUCGCUCGGGAGACUUUCGAAAGGGUAUAUUUUGAUGUUAAAUGCCAUCUAAUCCGCGGAUGCCGACUUUGUCCAGCCAGAGAAAUUAAUCUAGUACUGAAGAUCGACUUAUUGGGAAGUCGAAAGGCUUGUCGAAAGACAGGAAACAGAUGAAACGGUAAGUGUUUCGCCGUAGUGCCUGUCUUCGCACGUGCUCGCUUGUGUUUAUAUAUUUUUAACUGAAUUCAGUCGAAAUCAGCACAGGAUUUGCCUUGUAUUUAAUUAGGUAGAAUACUUGGUGCAAUGGAAGGGCUACUUGCCUUACGAAGCCUCGUGGGAGCCAGAGGAGGGUAUCUUGCCUCGAUGCGAGGAACUAUUCAACUGGCGAAGCCCGGACGUUGCAAUAAUUCCAGAAAAUGUGUGUUCUUUUCGGGUGGCCGUCGAACGGCACUUGAAAUCGCGGUCACGUUUACCUUUAAGGUUGGUUUUUCGGGAAUGUUUUUCGUUUCUUGUUUGCUGGUAAGGGAGUGUCGAGGGAUAGACGGACAUUUUUUUGAAAAAGAUGAUUUCGAUGCUGAUUAGUUUCCUCUUGGGUGAGAUCCUGGGUGGAUUCUCAUGGCCAAGGAAUGAAAGUUUUUUACCCUAUGACGGUUAAAACGUAUAUUUCUUGGUCCCCAAAGAAGUAUUAAAUGGGUAUGGGUGGGAUUUCUACUUUGUUACCAAGAGCUUAUCAGGAGAACAUUUCUUUUGAUUUUACUGAAGUGGCUUUAAAUGAUUGAAUCAUGAAGAGCUACUUUAAUUGAAUUAAUUGGGGCAAUUGAACUGAGCAAAGUGCAAUUGGGUCUGUAAUAAUAUACGUGAUUUCAAAAUAAAAGAAAUAUUCUAAUAAGUUCUUUUCAGAUUAAAUAAAAGUUAUGACUUUUGCAUGAGACAGUGGAAAAUAUUUCGUACAAAUUUUGAGAUGGAUAUGCCAAGUGUAAGCGGUCAGUAAAUACAUUCAAUUUCAAGUGUGCAUUCAUCUUUCUUAGUAUGUACAGCUUUGUUACAAGUGUUCAAUCAACUCUGUAUUAAAAAGGCACAUAAACUUUCUAAAUGUACAUUCAUCUUUGAAAGUGUACAUUCAAAUCUGUAAAUAUUAACUUUGUUGGCUGUGUACAUAAAUCUUUGUAAGAGUGCAUUCAAAUCUGUCGAGGCACAUUGCUUUGUAAGUCAACAUACAUCUCUGUACGCAUACAUUUUACCUGCCUCAGUAACUGUUCAUUCAUCAUUGAAUGCAAAUAAGAAAAUUUAUACGCUCUCCACUGUGUUUUUGUCAUCAGGAUGAAGUUAUUCAUAUUUCGAUUUUGGGGAAGCCACACUACCAUGUUCUGGUUGUGGAUUAGGAGGAUUUGUAGUUGAGAAAUCUAUAGAAAAACUAUCAGUACUGUUAGGGUCUUUAAGUUUCAAGAGCUGUAAAUCCAGGCCAAUUAUUUCUACUAGAUUAAGUGCCUUCUGUGCUCGAGACUUUAGUUCUUUUAAUUUCUGCUUUUGCUUGUUUUGUUUUGAAGUCUGGAAUUCCAGUUCCUCUGUGGAUUCCCAAUCUCCUUUUCUGUUCAGAAUCUGA
Molecule: messenger RNA, 1587 nt
Organism: Pocillopora meandrina
Lineage: Eukaryota; Metazoa; Cnidaria; Anthozoa; Scleractinia; Pocilloporidae
Source: the annotation of a GenBank genome assembly